AUGGAUAACUUCGCUGAUGCUUGGGAGGCAAAGCGCAAGAAGGAAAGAGAACAAGGAAUAGACAAUCCAUUUGGUGGCUUCGCAAACAGUAAGAGGGUAUCACUUGGCGCACUUGAAAUGGCACUCAACCUUAAUGCGAAUAUAGGUGGUGGUGUCAAGAAGGCCAAUGAAGAGGUAAAGAAAUUCUCGGAAGGAGGUCAAAAAGGAGCACAAGCAUUCGAGGAACUCUUCAAACAGAUUAAGAAAGCCGGAGAAGCGACAAAGGCACUUAAAGAUGGCAAAGAGGUAACCAUAUCUGCAAGAUUAAGCAAAUCAGAGGUACGAGGAACGAUAAACCUUAUACAGUCUGUUGCUAACUCUUAUCAAGAAAUGUUUGAUAAGAUAGAAAGCAUGAAGGGACGUAGAAAAGUUCUUUCAAACGCUUUGCAGAUGGAUGGUUUGCCAAAGGAGGUUUCAAAAGGAAUCACAGACGAACUAAGACAACUUGAUAGACUCUUACCAGAACUUGAAAGAAAGAGUAAAAGUUAUCGUGACAUCAUAGCAGGUUUCUACAAGAAGAAUGGUGAUGUAAACGCCAAAAUUGUAGGAAUGAUAGACAGUUCUACACUUGGCGAGUUAAAACGUCAGGUAGGCUUGAUGAAUGCGAGUGCAAAGCAGUAUGAUAAUAUACUCAAUGGUAUGACAGCACGUAAGAAUGCCGAGAAUGCCAUACAGCAAGAGUAUAUGAAAUACUCAAACCUUGCCAAAGGUUCUAUGAUGACCAUUGACAAACUCGCAGAGUCAGCAAGAACAAGACUUCAUUCCUCUUUGGAGAAAUUUGGAGAAACCAACGAGUCUAAGGCACUGCAAGGAUAUAUUGAUAAGCUCGAAUCACUAAAGACUAUGUGGAGCGAACUUAUCAAGUUCUCUCAGAAACAAGGACAAUUUCCUGAAUCAAUAUAUCGUAAUGCCUAUCUGUAUCAGAGACAGGCAAUGACAGAACUGUCUAUCGGACGUUCAAAACUUGGUGCAAAGGACUUCGACAAUCAGAAGAUAAUUUCCGAUGCACGUCAAAAGGAAUCUGAUAGAAGAAGGGCAGAAUCGGACCAGAGACGUUCUGAUGCUGAUAGCCGUAGAUGGCUCAACGACUACUACAGAGAACAGCAGAGAGUUAUGUCGCAGAAUGACAAACUCAUUGACUCGUUCAAUAAGCUUUAUGAAGCACAGAACAGGCUUUCCAAUGUAAAGGUAGCGAAGGGGGAUUUUGCUACCCAACAGGCAGUUGACACAAAGAUGUACGAGUUGCGUGCCUAUGCUCAGCAGUUACAGUCUGUAUGGGAUAAGAUAGGUCAUCCACUCGCAUUCAGAGGUGCUGACGGAACGUCACUCGUUGGUGCAAACUUCAAGAACCUUAUCACAGACGCAAACUCUCUUGCUGUCAGCCUUGAAAAUUUGGAGAAGGCACGUCUCAAUGAUGCUGCUGCUGCCGAGAAGCAAGCGCAGAAGGCACAGGAGGCAACAGCAAAGAAUAAGAUUGCACAGGCACAGGCAGGUAACAAGGCAUGGACGCAAGGCUCUGACAAGGCACAGAUAGAAGGAGAAAAACUCCGUUCUGCUCAGUUGAAACAGCAGAUGGAGGAACGUUUCAAGGCACAAGAAGAGGCAGAGAAGAAGCAUCAAGCACAGAUGGAUAAUCUGGAGAAGAUACGACUCCAGAAGAUGAAGGAGUAUCAGCAGUAUUUUGCAAAUAUGCAGAAGGCUACUGAACAACUGCAUAAUGCAAAGUAUAUCUCUGAUGCAAAGAACGAAGCACAGGUAAAUGCAGAGAGAGCAAGACAGAUAGAAAGACUUACUGAUGUAAUUCGCAAAUUACAGACAGAGCAGACUUCUCUUGGUAUAAAGAAAUACUUUGAUGGCACAGAUACUUCAAUUAUCAACAGCACAAGAGAAAGCAUCAAUCAACUUGUGUCGGCAUUGCAGAAGUAUCAAGAGCAGUUACGAAAUGGUGGCUCUCUUCAAGAUUGGAGCCUUGUACGUACUGCAAGAAAGGACGCUCUGUCAGAGGCUACUAUUGCGAGGCAACUUACCAAUCAGGAUGAAAGAGAGAAGAAGGCUCUUGCACGUCAGCAAGCAGAACAGCAGAGGCUGAAUGAACAAGCAAACGCAUCUUUGUUCGCUCAAAGGGUAGAAGCAGCAUUGCCACAGCGAAUGGAUCCUGCAAUACGAAAGAGUAUGCAGGAUUAUUACAGAAACCUCGAAAGAGAGAGUGCUGCAUCUGCAAGAAAGGCUACAAAAGACGAUGAGAGAUAUGCGAGAGACAUGAACAAUGUGUCUAAUAUCAUAACAUCUCUUUAUGACAAGAAAGCACUUCUUGAUGCAAGAAUAUCAAAAUCGCAAGAGGUUAAUAUAGACACUACACGUUUAGAAUCCGCAAGAAAACGUGUAGAUGAACUUAUUGAGUCGUAUAAAAUGUUAAGGGAUAAUGUUUCAAAAGAACAGUAUCUCUCAAUGCCUGGUGUUCUUGGAAAUCUCGGUGUAGAGAAGAAGCAGACUGACUCACAAGUUGAUAGGGCAAUUCGGUCAGACCGUGAUGCUCUGAAAGCAUACAACGAAGAACUUGCAAAGUCUAAGUCAGAGGCUAAUGCCGCAGAAGCAGCAAGCACGGCAAUGGCAAAGUCUGCUGCAAAUGCAAUAAAUGACGAACAUAACUCUGCUACGAAACUUGCUUUGAUGCUUGAAAAGAUUAAGCAUAUAGAGCAAGAAAUGCAGAAUCAGAAUAACAAAGCAAUCAAGUUAGGUGUUAACAAUUCUGAAAUAGAACAGCAGUUGCGUUACAUCACUAAUUUGAGAACUGCUUUGGAGUCUCUGACAAAUGCAAAUGUAACAUCAGGUAGCCUAAAGCCAUACGAGAACGAGUUAAAACAGAUAAGUGCCGAAUGUGGCACAUUGAAGACUAAACUUACAAGUACGUUCCAAUCAGCAGAAAAGGCUACAAAAGACGCAGAAGCAGCAAGCAAAAAGGCAUCGCAAGAGGUAUCGAAACUUGUUUCUCAAUAUCGUAAUCUUGAAAGUGCUGCGAAGAAUGCUUCCAAUGCCAUGUCCGGCAUCAAGGACUUGCUGUAUCAGUUUGCACCUAUCUAUGGAGUACAGCAACUUGUGAUGUCUGUCAUAGAGGUUGGUGGUGAGAUUGAGAAACAGCAUAUAGCACUGCAAUCAAUCAUUGGCGACAUACAACAGGCUAACGACCUCUUUGAAGGACUCAAAGGACUUGCUUUGCAGUCACCAUUCACCUUUGGCGAACUGACAAAGGACGUAAAGCAGUUGGCAGCAUACAAUGUAGAGACAAACCAACUCUAUGAUACCACAAAACGACUUGCAGACAUUUCAUCAGGUCUCGGUGUGUCAUUUGACCGUAUAGCAUUGGCUUACGGACAGGUGAAGUCACGCUCAUGGCUUGAUGCGAAGGAGUUGCGUCAGUUUGCGUAUGCCGGUGUACCUUUGCUCCAGAGUCUUGCUGAUAUGUACUCACAGACACAGGGAAAGGAAGUAUCAAAGGCUACUGUACGCAAGAUGAUAACCAACAGACAGGUGUCAUUCGAGGACGUACAGAAGGUGCUGUGGGCAAUGACAGAUGAAGGAGGCAAGUUCUACAACAUGCAGAUGGUGUUGUCAGAAACACUCCUUGGACGUUAUAACAAGUUGAAGGAUGCUUGGGAAAUCAUGCUCUCUGGCUUCGCAAAGGGUGAUAGCAUCGUAGGAGCAACAUUCAAGGGUAUUCUUGACUUCUUAACAAGCAUACUGCUUCGUAUCAAUGCCGUUAUCCCUGCUGUUACUGGUCUUUUCGCUGUAUUCGCAAUAAAUAAGUUGAAGAAUGUCGGUGCAAACCUCAUUCAGAAGGGACAGACAGCUGAAAUGCGUCAGCAGACAAUCCUUCGUAUGCAACAGCUUGUCACAGAGGGCAAGAUUACUCAGGCAGAGAUAAGCAGACUUAUCAUUGAAGGUAAGAUAACACAGCAAGAGGCAGUACAGCUUGGUCUUAUGAGACAACAAGCCGCUACUGUAGGCAGACUUGGACUUGCUAUGAAGGGUCUUGGCAGUAUGGCAAAAGGCUUGUGGGCAGCAAUGGGAGGAUGGGUAGGACUCAUUAUCACAGGUGUUGCUGCUGCCACUUCGUAUGCCUACACAAGAUACUCCGACAUGAAGCAAGCCGGAGAGAAGGCACUUGAAGAGUUCUCCGGCAAGGCAAAGACGUUCUCUGAAUUCCAGAGUGGUAUGUCUAACAGGAACCCUUCUACUACAGCAGAGAAGCAGAAGGAACUGGAGGAGUAUGUCAACUUCAUAAAGGAAAAUGCUCCGUACCUCACUACAGAUAUACUCUUCGACCUCGGAAAACUUGAUGGUGUAGAUGCUAAACUUGCAAAGAUUAAGAAGUGGGUAAAGGACAUUACGUACACUAUUGAGCAUAAUAGAUACUCAGCAAAGAGUUUUGCAGAAGAUACAGUUAAGUCAGUUGAGAUAUUGCGAGAUAGCGUAAACGACAGGAAUGGUGCCAUGGGAAAGGUAUCACAACUUCUUGCAAAGGAGAACGAUGAUACUAUUGAACAAAUGUCUGCAAACAUUGUUGAGAACGCUAAGAAAUCAACAGAUGCUAUCAUUAAGCAUUAUGCGUAUCUUAUCAGUCAGGCACAGAAUAUCAAGGAAAAGCGUGCUAUACUCGGUCAGUAUCUAAGCACCCAGAAUGACAGACAGAAAUAUGUAGAUGAUAUAAAUCUUCUUGCAAAUACAAACAAUACGUUCUCGUUGAGUUCUAAUUCUCGUGACCUUGCUAAUGCUAAUAGUAAUAUUGAUGCUCAGAUUGAAAAGAUUGCUGAGCAAAUAAGGUCAAGACUUGGCAAAGGUAUCAAGAAUAUAGGCAAGGAAGGUGGUGAGAAUGUUACUGCGCUGUACCGUACCAUGCUCGAAAGCGCAUUUGAGGGUAUGGACGAUGAUAGCAAGGCUUUCCUGUCAUUGAAGAUUGACAAGAUUCUGAAAAUUGAUGGCGAUGCACGUGUAAGUAAGGAUAUUAUAGACAAGCUUAUGGCAGGUCUUGACAAUCCUGAGACAGCUGACGAGAAGGUCAGAAACUUCAUGCUCCAUAUCGCUGACAAGAUACGUCAUGGUUCAGAGCUGAACGAUGCAGAGAAGAAGAAGGUAACAGAGAUUAUGAACUCUGCAAAGAAGGACUUGGAGGCAAGAUAUCCUAAUGACGUUGACAGAGUAAUCAAAGACCUUCUCGCUUCAAGUGAUUUCGUUGCUCGUAUCAGGAUGCAGGUUGACGAUGACUCUUCUGAACUUGACAAGAUGCUGUGGGGUGAAGACCUUUCCGUAAAGCAGUCGCAGCUUCUCAAAGAACUUACAAAGGAUAAUGACCUCGUAGGAGCGAAGAAGAAGGCGAAGGAGCAACUGGAGGAGCAACAGAAUACCUUAAAGAAUGUUGACACAACUCCUGGACUUGACGUUCUGCAAAAGAACAUAAUGAAGAAUGAGAUACAAGGUAAGAUUGACGACCUUAACUAUCUCAUAACUCAUAAACUCGGUAAAUAUGUUGACCCGAAAGGCAAGACAAAGCAUGAAGGCCCGGACAAAGAGUUGAAGGCUCUGCGUUCUCGCAUUCAGAACAUCAAGAAACUCAUUGCUCUGUAUAAGGAAUAUCGUAAGGACUAUGGUGAUUUUGAAGCACAAAAGAGAGUCAACAAACUUGCUAAAGAAGAAGGAAUAGAAGGCUAUGACUUUGGCGACCCUGUAGGUUCUAUGGAUAAAGCCAUGAAGGAAGCAUGGGCUUUAUAUAACAAGAAAAAGACUGAGGAGCGUAAAGAAUUUGCACGUGCAACACAGACUGAAAAAGAAGAUGAGUUCCGAAAGAAAGAACACGAAGAUGUUGAAGCAUUAGCAAAGGCAUACAAGUUACUCAACGACCAGAUAAAGUCUCAAUAUGAACUGCGUGAGGCUAUCCAAAAGAAGUAUAGCGAAGCACUUGCCAGCACAAUGACAAGCGGUAAACUGAAACUCGGUGAGUCAUACGAAAAAACUCUUUCUGAACAGUUGGAAGACUUAAUCAGCAAGAGUGACUACAAAGAUGUUACCAUUGACAUGGCUCUGGAUGCUGACAAUAAACAGCUGACAGGCUGGUUUGGUGAAGGAACAAAGAUACGUGAAAUUAUAGAAGACCUUCGUACAGAACGUCAGCGUAUUCAAAAACUUGCUUCCGAUACUGUUAUAGCACAGAUUGAUUCUCUUGAAGGAACAGAGAUAAAGCUUCAAAGAAUAGCGAAUGAGCUUGAAAAGACUCUUGAAUACAUAGAUAAGAUGAACAUCCUUAAUGAUGAUGGCACAGUCAAUGAGGACAAGAAGAAAGCAAGAGACAAAGCGAAGGACAUUGCACGUCUUAAUGCAAGAACAAAGACAACAGAGACUACUGAUGAAUACAAGAAGUUUAUGUCAGCUGCAUGGGAUAUGAAUGCAGAUACAAGGGCAAAGACUUAUGAAACCAUUGUAAAGAAUAUCAAUGACCAGUAUUCUGCCGGUGCUAUUAGUGCAGAUGCAUAUUCUGAGAAGAUGAAGAAAGUCAAUGAUGCUUUCAAUUCUCUAACAAACAGAGAAGAUGUCGUUACCAGAUUCACUACAAAUUACAAACUUGCCCAAAGUCGAAAUGAAUUGUAUCGUAAUAUGCAGGAUGGCACAUCUGUUGAGUUCCAGAAAGGUGGAGGAAAAAGGUACGGUCUUGCAGACGGAAAGUAUAGCAAGGAUGAUAUUGGCAAGUAUGCCAAAGAAUCUGAGGAUGGUUUCUCAACAUCCAUGAAUGAUGCAAUCAGUGGCUUGCAGAACUUCUCUACAGCUCUAUCUCCUGUAUGCGACCUGCUUGACAAGAUUGAUGGUUUUGGAGGCUUCGGUGAUGCACUCGGUGUAGCGAACAGCGCAUUGCAGGGUGCUUCUUCCAUGGGCGGUGCCAUAAGUGGUCUUGGUGGCUUGUUUGGUGAAGAUUCUGGUAUUGGUAAAGCUUUAGGAGCUGCCGGUCCAUACGGUGCAGCGGCAGGUGCAGCACUUAGUGUCGUUUCUUCCCUUAUCGGUGACCCUGAUGCAAAGGCAGAGGAACAGAUACAGGAAGCAAAGCGUACUAAUGAGUUACUUUCAAAGAUGUCAGAUUUCAUAAAGGAUAAUCUUGAAGAGUUUGUAGGUAAACUAUACACCUGGAAUAAAGCCGAAUCUGACAAGACUAUUGAAAAACUUGACGGUCAGUUGACUUACAUGAAGAAUAACUAUGAGUAUGACGAGAAAACUGGCAGAAUAAUGCUUGUUGGUAGGGAGAAGGCCUAUAAAGAACAAUAUACUGACGAAACAAAGAGGAAGUUUGAAGAAGCUAAAAACUCUGGCUCGUACUUCGAUGCUCAGAUGGCACUGUUGUAUGCAGAGCGUGACAACUACAAGAUGAUGGCAGAAGCCGAGCGAGGCAAGAAGAAGUCAGAUGAAACGAAGGUAGAAGAAUAUCUUAACUCCGUAGAGGAAGCAGAGCGUAAGAUAAAGAACUUCGCACGUGACAUGGCGAAAGAACUCUACGACAUCGACUUUGAGGGAUGGUCAAAGAAUAUCGCCUCCGCUCUCGUUGAUGCCUGGGCCGCCGGAACAAAUUCUGUAAAGGCAUACAAGAACGCUGUAAAGGAUGCGAUGAAGAACGUCAUAACAAACGUUGUUCAGCAGAAGGUAAUAGGCACCUACAUUGACAAAAUGAUGGACGGAUGGAUAGAGAAGUUUGAAAGCAAAAAUGGUGUCAUGGAUGGUUAUCUUUUCGGAGAACUUGGCGAGAUUAUGGUAGGCGUAAAGGAUAGGAUAGACUCUGUAAACUCUAUCCUUGAUUCUGCCGACAAAAUCUCAAAGUCACUCGGACUUGGAACACUAAAAGACCAGAAGCAGUCGUCAAUCACAAACGGCAUACAGGGUAUGUCUGAGGACACAGCAGACCUUAUAGCAAGUUAUAUGAAUGCAAUACGUGCUGAUGUAAGUCUAAACAGAAUGAUGUUGCAGACUAUGGUAGAAGAGACAAUGCCGAGCAUCAACACAAACUUGCGAUAUUCUCUUGUAACAUUGCGUGGAAUAAGAACACAUAUAGAGGCUAUAGAUGGAAAUGUGGCAUCAAUCCUUGAAAUGAUAAAUGAUUCGGUAAGAGGAACAAGGCCAAUGUAUGUAAAAACAAUUAUUUAA
Molecule: messenger RNA, 8214 nt
Organism: Cylicocyclus nassatus
Lineage: Eukaryota; Metazoa; Nematoda; Chromadorea; Rhabditida; Strongylidae
Source: the annotation of a GenBank genome assembly